CAAUUGUAUACCCUCCCCAUCGUCAAGAGAGUGGCGUGUAAUUCCUUAUUUCCCAGGCUACAGUUCAUGUGAUGGCUUGGUAGCUAGCACGCUAUCUAGCUACUUCACAUAACACGUCGCAGAAGUGGGGUCAAGAGUGCUCCCUUGUUUCGUCAUUGGAUUUCCACUCCAAUUCGUUUUUCUUUGUUUAGUUAAUGGGACGGCUAGCAAUUUUACUGAUUUAAAAACUAAGACAAUGUUUCGAUAACAGAUCGUCACGUAACUGGUUUGACAACAUAAUUUACUCUCGAUGUAUCUGAACAAGGCAACCUGCCAGUUGGUGUGAUCACGGUGGAGGACUCAAGGACUGAAGGCUAUGAUACCCGUCGAGUGAAGCCCUCUUCCAAGAGAGGGCUGACUGGAGUGCCGUUAUGGUGAUCCCGGUACAAUUCCUCUGCCGUGCGGUCCGCACUGUGGGAUUAGUGCUUUUCUACUAUGUCUUCUCCAUUGGAAUCACGUUCUACAACAAAUGGCUCAUGAAGGACUUCCAUUUUCCCCUCUUCAUGACUCUGGUGCACCUGACCAUGAUAUUUUGUCUCUCUGCCUUCACUCGUUAUGCCUUGCAAUGUUGGUCUGGUAAACAAAGGGUUAUGCUUGGCUGGUCAGACUACAUCUUCAAAGUGGCACCAACUGCUUUGUCAACUGUGCUGGACAUUGGGUUAUCUAACUGGAGCUUUCUCUUCAUCACCAUCAGUUUGUACACCAUGACCAAGUCUUCCGCUGUCCUCUUCAUCUUGCUGUUCUCGCUUGUCUUUAAGCUAGAGGAGUGGAAUCCAUUCAUCAUCGUGGUCGUGCUGCUCAUCUCCGGUGGUCUGUUCAUGUUCACGUAUGAAUCGACCCAGUUCAACCUGGAAGGGUUUGUCAUGGUUCUGCUCGCCUCCUUCAUCGGCGGCAUCCGCUGGACCCUCACGCAAGUCCUCAUGCAGAAAGCAGAACUGGGUCUCCAAAACCCGAUUGACACCAUGUACCACCUACAGCCUCUUAUGUUCCUGGGGCUCUUCCCCCUCUUUCUUUACAAUGAAGGGUUGAGCCUGUGUACCUCGGAGAAGCUGUUCCGUGUGAGUGAGCUGGCCCCUCUGUUGUACUCCCUGUCCACCCUGUCCCUGGGAGGUGCCCUGGCAUUCGGACUGGGAUUCUCCGAGUUCCUGCUGGUCUCCCGCACGUCCAGCCUCACUCUCUCCAUUGCUGGGAUAUUCAAGGAAGUGUGCACGCUGUUGCUGGCGGCUGAGUUCUUUGGAGACAAAAUGACGCUGCUCAACUGGCUAGGCUUCAUCGUGUGUCUUUUAGGCAUCUCUCUGCAUGUCGGCCUUAAGACUUACUACUCCAAAGGGAAGGCACACUUGGUGAGGCAGCUGCCCUGCAAAGAAGGCCCUGACAUCGAGCUUCCUCUCCUGCGCCGGGAGGAGGAAGAGAUGUACGAUGAAGACGAGGAGCAGGAGAUCCUGCACCUUCAGUUGUUUUGUCUGUCUUUAAAGUGUCAAUUCAUUACUGCAGUUACGUACACCUUUUGGUUUUCCACAGGUUUAUAUGAACUCCAGUCCAGCGUCAUCAUGCUCAGGCAUCUGUCAUCUCAGUCACGGCUCCUGCUGCCCCUCCUGUGGACGGUUCUGCUGCUGAUUGCAGGGGUUCAUUCACAAGGCCGGCUAAAACUUACAGUGCUAUCUGAGGACCGACUGCAGAUGAAGUGGAAAGAGGCAGAUGGACCCGUUCAGGGCUACAAGGUCAGAGUGCGUCCCAUUUCAGAUGAUCCACAGCCGGAGCUGAUGCUGACCACCACCAAGGGCCGGGCCACAGUGGCGGGGCUGGACUCCACGCAGGAGUACCUCCUGCAGGUCCUCUUGCUCAACGGCACCAUGGAGAAACUGGUGGCCAAGAGACGCUUCACCAUUGACGGGCUGCGGGAAGACGAGCUGGUCCGUAGUGGGAACCGCGAGCAGAAGAAGAAGUCCCUGGCGGCUGGCUCCGGUUCAGGAGAGAUGGAUGAUGUCACUGAGCUGCUGGCGGCCCUGCCCACAGUACUCUACCAGGAACCCUCCACCUUAGCUCCGUCUCCUACUCCCACCACAGCGGGGAGCCCCACACCCACAGAGCCACCCCCUACAGCAGAGGACGAGGCUGAGCUUGAGGCCGUGACUGUGGCCGUCACGGGGAAGACGCCCAGAGAGAGGAAGAAGAAGAAGAAGGACAAGAAUCGCUCCAGGGCCGAUGACAAGGGCGGCGAUCAGGGAACCGGUCGGGCCGAACCAGCGGAGGAGAGCAACAGCAGAGACAAACCUCGCAAGAUCCCCACACUACCUGUCACAGUGGGGACCACAAGCGGGGCCUUCGAGUGUGACCCGACGACGCAGGCGGACCUGGUGCUGCUGGUGGACGGCUCCUGGAGCAUUGGCCGCACCAAUUUCAGACGCGUGAGGGACUUCCUGGAGGGCGUGGUCACCCCCUUCCACAUCGGCACGGACAGGGUGCAGAUAGCUCUGUCCCAGUACAGUGGAGACCCUCGCACAGAGUGGCAGCUCAGCAACUUCACCACCAAAGACCAGCUGGUGGAGGCAGUGCGCAACUUCAGAUACAAAGGAGGAAACACCUUCACAGGCCAGGCUUUAAUGCAUGUGUUGAAUGAGAAUCUGAAGGAGGAGGCCGGGGCGCGAGCACAUGUCCCUCGCUUUGUGUUGCUGCUCACCGAUGGGAAGUCUCAGGACGACGCCAUCGCUGCAGCCAGCAAGCUGAAGAGUGUAGGAGUGGAGAUCAUCGCUGUAGGUGUGAAGAACGCAGAUGUAGCUGAAUUGAAGCAGGUGGCUUCGGCCCCUGAUGACCUGAAUGCCUACAAUGUAAAUGACUUCCCUCUGCUGAGUAAACUGGUGAGCCGACUGGUGCGAAUCCUCUGUGGGAAAAUGGAGGAACGCAGCAAAGCCAGGCGAAGGGAACGACCCACCAAGGACCCAGUGGUGUCGUACCCGAGCCCCACCGACCUGCGCUUCUCUGACCUGGGAUCCAGGGAGGUCCGGCCCAGCUGGACCCCACCUUCACGCUGGGUCGGUCAGUACAGGGUGGUGUUCCACAGCACGGAGGGACAGACCCCACAGGAGGUGGUUGUGAACGGAACGCAGUCCAGUGUUCUCUUGACUGGCCUGUCCUCUCAGACGCAGUAUCAGCUGUCAAUCUUCCCUGUCUAUGAAGACAAUGUGGGGCCUCCUCUGCGAGGCACCUUCACCACCUUGCCACUGGCCAUGCCAGAGAGCCUGGAGCUGACCCCUUCCUCCCCCACGAGCCUGAAGGUGCGCUGGAGCCCUGCGGUCGGGGCCACCCAGUACAUGGCCCUCUACUUCACCCUCACAGAUGGAGAACCGGACGACGCUAAGGAGGUGAAGUUCGGAGCGGAUCAGACCGAUGUGGAGCUGGAGGAUCUGAUGCCAGCCACUGAUUACUCCGUCACGCUCUACGCCCUGUAUGAGGAUGACCCCAGCGACCCCGUGACUGCUGUCGCAACCACCUUUCCUCUCCCCCCUCCCUUGAGUGUCCACAUCCCCAUGGUCAGCCACAGCUCGCUGCGGGUGAGCUGGGUGCCCGGUGCAGUGGACGUGCCCGGGCACCGCAUCGUCUGCGCCAGCAACCAUGGCAGUGACGCACAUCAGGUGGAGGUGAAAGGUGCCAAUUCUGUACUGCUGCAGAACCUGUCAUCUCUCUCCAGAUAUUUUGUCUCAGUGCAGUCACACUAUGAGAAAGGCCUGUCAGCACCUGUCACAACCAAUGCAACCACACUGAAAGUGCCGCCCCCCUCAGACCUCCGGGUCACCAACUUCUCAGGAAGUGACAUCACAGUGAGGUGGGACUCAGCGGCUGAUGAUGUUGUCUCAUACAUGAUGAAGUGGAUCUCUCUCAGCGGAGGGAAGCUUCAGCAGCUGUCAGUGGAUGGGCAGAGUGAGGGAGCCAUCUUAGAGAAUGUGGAGGAUAAUAAGGAUUACCAGCUCUCACUGUCUGCCCUCUACGCUGAUGGAGCUCAGAGCGAGGCAGUGGCCAUCAGAUACAGCACCUUGUCUGGUGCGGGUCCCAGCAGUGUGUCCGUGUCAGAGGAGUCCGCAGUGAGUCUGCUGGUCAGCUGGGUGCCCCCUAAUGCCCACGUGCAACAGUACCGCGUGUCCUUCACCACUCUCACAGGAGACACCCCACGAGAAAAAACGGUGUCCGUUCCUGGCACUGAGAGUCGUGUGUUGCUGCAGUCCCUGGUGCCUGACACGCGCUACAGCAUCCUGGUCACUGCUGAGUACCGCGGCCGAGAGGGUGGCAGCGCUACAGCACAGGGAAAGACUGCCAGUCUGCGAGUGAGCAGUGUGAGUGUGGUGCGCUCGGACCACUCCAGUAUGUGUGUGUCCUGGAGGCCAGUGGCCGCCGUCAGCAGCUUCCGCGUCCUCAUCCAGGCCCUCAGAGACAAGCAGAUGAAUCAGGAGGUGUUGGACGCCUCCAGCAACAGUCACUGUUUUUCUCAGCUGCAGCCCGAGACUGUGUAUCGCAUCAGCGUGUACUCCCGUCUAGAGACAGUAGAGGGGGCUGCUGUUUCCAUCCUGCACUCCACAGCUGCGGCCCCAAUCAGGAUCCCCAUACCAAGGAUAUUCUCCACCCAUACUGGAGCAUGUCCCGACUUGACAAUAAGAAACAACUUAGUAAAAGGGUAUGACAUGAUGGAGGCAUUUGGCUUGACCAAGAAGGCUCACUCUUCAGUAGAGGGGGUGGCAGCUGAGCCCUUCAUCUUCACCACACUGCCCAGCUACACCCUCUACAGGGACGUCCAGCUGACCCAGAACACAGGCUUCAUCCACCCAGCGGGCAUAGUGGCAGAGCACACCCUCAGCAUGGCGUUCCGCCUGCUGCAGGACUCCCCCAGAGAGCCCUUCUCCCUGUGGCAGCUCACCGACAACGACUUCCAGCCCAAGAUGGGGGUGGUGCUGGACCCUGAAAAGAAAACCCUGCUGUACUUCAGCCUGGACUACAGAGGAGAGGUGCAGGAGCUGACCUUUGACCAGCCUCAGGUCCACAAGCUCUUCUAUGGCAGCUUCCACAAGCUUCACUUGUCUGUCAGUCAAGUGAGCGUAUCCCUGUCUGUGGACUGUGAACAUAUUGGGGAGAGACCGGCCCGCCCUCUCGGAGCCCUGCCCACAGAUGGCUUCGAGAUGCUGGGGAAGCUGGUGAAGACACGAGGGCCAAACAGCGGCUCUGCCUCGUUCCAGCUGCAGUCAUUUGAGAUUGUGUGCAACACCUCCUGGCCCUCAGAAGACACCUGCUGUGACCUGCCUGCUCAGAGGGAUGAAGAGAGCUGCCCUUCCCCGGCCUACGCGUGCACCUGCACCUCAAACACGCCCGGGAGACCAGGGGACACGGGACCACCUGGUAAGCCCGGUCCACGGGGGGAGAAAGGGGAAAAGGGUGAACCCGGCCAAAAGGGUGAGAUGGGCCCUCCAGGUAGGGUGGGUCCGGAUGGAGUCCUGGGGCCCAUUGGCGCUCGAGGCCCUCAAGGCAUCACAGUCCAAGGGAAAAUGGGACCACCAGGUGCAAGAGGAGAGAAAGGGGAGGCGGGAAAACCAGGAGGCCAGGGGUUACCAGGCCCUCCUGGCCUACAGGGUGCUGAGGGGAACCAUGGACCUGAGGGAGUCAGAGGUGUCGAGGGCAACAUGGGAUCCCCAGGCCUUACUGGACUAAGGGGUUUUCAGGGUAUGCCAGGACACCCUGGGCCAGUGGGUGGCAGAGGACAUAUGGGCCCAGUGGGACCUUCGGGUCUCCCAGGAAAAAAGGGGGACAGGGGAGAAAAGGGGGAACCACAGUCUCUUGCCAUAAUAUACCAGCUGGUGACAGAGGCCUGUGAAAAACUAAUGCACAGUUCUGAAGCUGGACUCCUUCCUGAAUGAGAUGAGUCGGAAGCCCGUCCCCAUCGAGGAGCCAGUGGGUCCGCCAGGAGAGCCUGGCAUCCCAGGGUCCAAAGGCCCGCCAGGUCUCAGGGGCGGGCAGGGACGCCAGGGAACAAGAGGGACGCCAGGGAAGUCUGGCUACCCAGGGGAACAAGGUGGGCCAUUGGGACAUUAAUCCAAGGUACUCCUGGUGAGACAAAAGUGGGUAGUCAAGGUUCCCGAGGGGAUGAUGGCCAGCAAGGCCUACCUGGCAUUGCAGGUGCUAUGGGUCAGGUCGGAGAGAUGGGCCCCCCUGGCAUCUGCGACAGCAGCAGCAGCUGCAAUCCACCUCCGCAGACAGCAGAGGACCCAUACUAUGGAUACCUACCAUGA
Clupea harengus (Atlantic herring) is the source of this 6308-nucleotide messenger RNA. RefSeq names its product collagen alpha-1(XX) chain-like (gene col20a1). Gene Ontology annotation, molecular function: protein binding. The record is from RefSeq and is a predicted model, not a curated record. Lineage: Eukaryota; Metazoa; Chordata; Actinopteri; Clupeiformes; Clupeidae. The transcript is spliced from 50 exons.